ACCACAUUUCAUUCCACUAGCACUACGUAGCUAGCUCAUCGCAUUGAGCCAUCAAUCCUUCGCGGCUUCGCGGGUGAUCAUCAGCGGCAGGAGAGGAAAGAUGUCGCAGGGCGCGUCGAGGUGCGCGGCGGCGUGGGCGCCGGCCGAGCGCCGGCCGUUCACGGAGCCGAUGGCGAUCCCGGGGCCGGGGGUCGCCCCGGGCGCGCGGGAGGAGGAGGAGGAGGACGGCGAGGUGGUCCCGCCGCACGUGCUAUUGGCGCGGCGCAGGGCCGCCGCGGCCGGGGCCGGGGCCUCCUCGGUGUGCUCCGGGCAGGGCCGGACGCUCAAGGGCCGGGACCUCCGCCGCGUCCGCGACUCCGUCCUGCGGAUGACCGGCUUCAUCGAGAGCUAGCCCCCAGCCGGCGGCGCAACGCGUCGAUCUGGCUGCCUCUACCUCCUCGGUUAGCUUAGCGUCAAUGCAGCAGCUAGCGUUUUUGAGUCAAUCCUUCAUCAUUGGUUAGUUCCCUUUGUGGAUUGAGGUCAGAAAAAAUUUGAUGCGGCGAGGCAUUUUGCACUCCUUUGUAAAUUCAAAGAAACUGAGGUGAAUUCAGUCGUAGACUGUGGUGUGUUGAUGUAAAAUACUUAAAUACACAUGUGCACCAGUGCAUUCACCAAUUUGAUUCAGACAAAUAUUGGGUUUCUUUUUGAAAAAGGAAGUAACGGAAAUGCCGGUUUCUUCGGACGCGCUUGAUGACACGUUGCUGCUGAUUCAGCGGCGGCCCUGGCCUGGAUGUACUUGGGGUUCUCGACUCGCUCAAACAACAGUACAUGUAGACCACAGGGAGUAGUGCAGUAACUUGCAGGCAAUUCCCAACCGAUAAUUAAUUAUAUAUAUAAUCG
Messenger RNA from Panicum virgatum (switchgrass), 879 nucleotides. RefSeq lists its product as uncharacterized. The record is from RefSeq and is a predicted model, not a curated record. NCBI's taxonomy places the organism in Eukaryota, Viridiplantae, Streptophyta, Magnoliopsida, Poales, Poaceae. Bases 101 to 391 code for a protein of 96 amino acids. The transcript has a single exon.